Messenger RNA from Amoebophrya sp. A120, 7819 nucleotides. NCBI's taxonomy places the organism in Eukaryota, Dinophyceae, Syndiniales, Amoebophryaceae. The record is from the annotation of a GenBank genome assembly.
UAGCUUGUGAUUUUUUUUUUUCGAAAAGAAUAAGAAUACAAAAAAACAACAAGUAAGACGAUCGCUCGAUAUACUCGAAACAGCACUAAUAAACAGAAGAUAGGGAAGCCAAAGCUGCAGUCUCUAAAACUGUUGUUUGACGUGCACUUCCUCGUCGCGCACUCUUCAAAUAAAGUUGCGCACCUCGGGGUGAAUAUCAAAAAGGCAACCAUCUUUGAAUAAUAGCCGAUUGGCUUCGCUUGUCGACGUUUCCGAGAGGUUCAUAACGCCAAGGAUCUUCUUCUUCGAAGUUACUGUUACACACCAGCGGCAAACGCAUCCUGGUCCAGCGGAGUCGAGUCUUGCUCCUACCUGCGUCCAUUGAUAUUGGAACGAAGAAUAACGAGCAGAACGGACAAAACCAGGAAGCUUGUCCUCAACGUGCGGACGGCACUGCUACUUGAGUUGAACUUGAAUUACAACUACGAGUGCCAAGGGAGACAAGGCUGUAAAACUACCUCUUCCCUGAUAUAUUGUGCAGCUGGAAGACUACCGGAACGUACUUGUCCAAGAACCAGGAAGGAGUUUGUUCUCUAGGUGGGAGCAGCAGCAGUGCAAGAGCGAAUCCGGUCCCGGAUGAGCCGAAAUUUUUGAAGUUGUGUUAAAAGCACGCUACUGGCGGCGUCCCGAGCAGUACGGCGGAGGGUUUGUACAUUGUGCAGUAGUGCCACAGCUCGUCGUCGUACAACUUCCAGAAAUAAAAUCAGAAUAAAGCGUGCUGAACAGCGUGAUUCCGACUCGCACUACCAGGGGGUACUAGGUGAACCUGGUUUAUUUACCACAUCAAGCAGUUUUACAGAAGCUGCCAUCAAAACGGCCCCGUGGAGGUUCAGCAACCACUUGUGCAUCACGGCCACGUCCUUUUCCUUCACAGGAAGAGCUGUUUUGGCUACCACUACAACACAGAUUUUGCUGUGCAGUAAAUGUCCCUGUGCUGUUGGACCACUGCAAGAAACCACAACUUCCCUGAUCCCGGAUUCAUUGCAGAAGGAGGUCCCCGCGUUCGAACAAUCGGUUUCAGGAUCCGAAACUUCUCGUUCAGGAGUUUGCUUGCGGUGUGGGCGACCAUCACCAGCAUCUGUUUCUGUGCAUUUAGAGCGGGAGAGUCCGCAUUAAUUUACGGAGAACAACGGUUUAGGUUUCGACUCUAACUACGACCUACUCUAAGCACGACCUGCAGGCGGGCUUUGAGAUGCAGGUCGACGUUCCAGUAUCCUGCUGACGACGUGGCAGUGUUGUUUGUCAUUCUAGUAUCAGUCAGCACUUGCUUCUUCGCUACGCCACACCAGGAGGACGCAGUACAAGAUCCGGAUUCAUUUGCGACGCAGAUUGACUACAACUAGUAGGAGCGCCGACUUGUUUAGUCUGGGCUAGUACACGAUGAUAUCAAAUAAUUUAGCUCCGGAUUCGACGAGAAGCUGACGGCAAUUUGUCAUGCUGAUGCGGAUUCGAGAAGCUGACGAAGGGAUCUCGUGCGGUUGCGACUACGUCAGCGUGGAUUUGUCUUGCUGAUUCGGAAGUACGAGCUUUGGAUUUCGACCAGGUUCUCCGAUUCGAGAAGCCGGCGUGACUGAGAACACUGGACCCAUCAUCUCCAAGUCGUGGCUUACAACUUUGGUUCUUUGGAGAUCACGUCCUCUUUCUAGGUCAGCUGCAACCAAGUAUUUCCGACGCGAAGGUGUACUUGGAAGAGUAACGAGGGUGCCACCGGGACUGUGUAUUUUGCGUCCCGCUACUAUAGUAGAUAGUGCAUCUGGCCAAGACCACAACUCCACUUACCACGUGCUCGUCCUCGUGGUACAGGGUGUAGUGCUGCGGAAGAGCAACCACCGGUGUGGCAGCUCACAGGUAUUUCAAACUUUUUUGUAUAAAUGCGGUUCGUAAGACGAGAUGCAAUAUCCAUGUUUUUACUUGGAAUAUUCACCCCAUAUCGUAUGGCAUGGGGUGAACAUGAAGCAGAAAUUACCUAUCUGCAACAAAAAACUUGAACACAGGCGCAUCUCGGCGCGCUGGCGGGACGCUGUGACAUUCAUCUUCACCCGAACCGUGCACGUGAAGCGUCGACAAAUUUCUGGCACACACGAUGGAAGAGGCAAAAUGGACGAGAUGGUAUUGGUAUGGGAGUGCAUGAUUACUGCCUCUCCCCCUGAUUUCCUUUGCGCGAGUAGCAGCAAAGAAUGUAGCUCCAGCACACCAAAUCAUCCAAGCACGGAUGACACUGUUGUUUUUCGACAUGCUGCAACCUGUCAUGCAAUUCAGGCCUGCAUGCAAGAUAACAACUGCUGAGAUUCGGAUUUUAUUUUUAAGUAUGUUUUUCUUUUUUUGCAUGACAAAUUCACGGGAGAGAGACGGAGUUGUGCACUGUCAUAGUCGGGGCGUGGACCAGCACGGCGUGCACUUCCGGCUCCUGGAUUACGUGGAAACGGUGCAAAAAAAGCCCCCUCCCAAGUUUGUCAAGGUUUUCCGCGAGGGAGCAGGUGGCGGCAGGGUGAUGCACGAACUGACCUUGAAGGAGUUCCAGGCGUCAACCUUCCUGGGAGCGGCGACGCCGGAUGCCGUGCCCGCGGGCUCAGCUCUACGUGAUGUUACAAACAAACAGCUAGAAAAGGAAGGAGCCCUGCUCGUGCCCCCUCUGGACUGGGCGCGCGGCGCGCACGGCAAGCAGCAAGACGGCACAAUAUUCCUCUUCCUCGACAGCAGCACAAACCUUGGCGAGCCAGAAGAUGAAGUGGUAAUCGCAACGGAAACCGGCAAUGAGAUGGUGGCGACAAGAAUAAUCCUCGAAGAAUCAACGAUCAUCAGUCCAACUGCGGCCGAAAUUCCCACGGAUUCGAGGCUUCAGCGGGCCGAUUGGAAUCAGUAUCGCAUGACGGAAGAAGCGAAGAAGAAGCGGGCACAGGUGAAGCAAGAAUACCCGAUGCAAACUAUAUCUGUUCUUCGUGUGGAAAGGUGAAGUGACUACUUCAAGAGCCAUGAUUUCCUAGCCUUUCCGGUCCUCACAAGCAUGGCGAGUGAUAGUUUUCUUGUAGAGAACAUGAUGCAAUUAAUAUUAGCCUCGAAAUACUACUUAUCUAUCAAUCUAUUGCGGAUUCAAAAUUGAAAUUCUCGAAGAAGUAGAGAAAGAUGCAAUCAUUCCACACCCUGAAUGGCGUAUGAUUUGCAACCGAUAAGCGUCGAGAGAAAAGCCUGAAGCCAGAAAAGGAUGCGGCCGGUCUGCGAUUGAAAGUCACGACUGAUCGUGGGGACGCAGGGAUCACAGAGGCGCGCCUCUACCCGUGUUGCGCCAGCUGCAGUACGCCACUGUAUAAUUACCACGACAACUGGACCGUGUCCGCGGCGGGCGAGAUUAUCUGCCGAGAAUGCAGCAGGCAGCAGCCUCAGAGGCCUGCGACCCGGCAUGCAGGGCAUCUCACCGUGGACGUGUUCAAGCAGAAGGCCCGGGAAGAGCAGGUUCGAGCAAGCAAAUAUGUACCCGCCAAACGGUUCGGGAAGAAGACACGCACUCAGCAGCACAGCUCCCGCAAACUGUUCAGCGUGUAUGACACGAAGUGGCACCUGGGUCGCAGUCUCAAAGUGGAGUUGUGCGCCGUUGCCGACCUUGCCGCCGGGACGUUCCAGUUGGCGGCGAGAAAAUAUCUGCCGCAGGAAGCGAGUAGUGCAGUGAGGGAAGCGUUCGAAAAGGAGGCCAAAAUCCUCCAAAAACUGCAGGGGCAGCCCCACGACAACGUCCUGGCCGUGCUGGAUCUGGAGGGGUCCAGCAUUUUGUGCGCCGCCCUGGUCCCGGCAGUCGUCGGCCUGCCGGAGGGAACGGGGGCCGGGCAGCUGCUGAAGUUCAACAAGGACGGCCUGCGGGCCCUGUUCCACCUCGAGGCCGUCGGCUACGCCCACCGAGAUCUAUGCACUGCGGACCUGUUUGGGUCUGGAAAGGCGGCGCCCGUUUUUCGCGUGUGCCGUGUACCCCUUUGCGUGGAAGGCCUCGGCCGCAUGAGGAGCCGCUCCUUCUUUUGUUAUGCAAUAUAUAACCAGAUCGGCGACUUGUAACUGUAAUGUGUGGCAGGUAGCAAAAGCCAAAACCGAUCCGCAUGUAUGUCGUGUCAGCUUGGCAGCCAGUGCAAGCGCUCCAGCCGUGCGCAAGUCAGCGCCACAGGUUUUCAGAUCCAGACAGGUUUGCUUUGGAUAAGAUUUGAAGCUGCAAAACGUUGGCUACGGCAGGGGUUUCCCUUCGACUCUCCACUUCGUGUUGAUGGACAUGGGCGAGGCAAAAGAGGUCGCCGAACUUCUUGCAAAGCGGGACGAAAAUAAAGAAGACCGGGCGAAGAAGAUUAGCGAGCGCGCCAUAAUUAUCCCAUGAAAAAAGUGCUUCGCUGUGAUUGUUUUGCGAGAUCUGCGGCGCAAGUUUGUUUACACAUGACACAGAAAAUUUGCCGUGCGCGCUUCUCGACGGAAAACACGGCUGAAACUUCCACGUCUUGAAAAUGUAGCAAGACAAAUAGUUCUGUGUCCCAUUUUGGCAAAUGCAAAUAUGUCUGGGUCUCGAAACUUGGGGCGCAUGGAAGGGAGUAGUGAAAACACUGUAAUGCGCUGUCCAGCAUGACAAGUUUUGCCGUGGUUCUGAGUUGCGUACUCCGUAUGAGACACUGAGUGUCUGCAUGACAGGCAAGAGGAGCUCUGCGCGGCCACGCAGUACAGAGUUCAGAGCCGUGCCAGACUAGCAUGACAAAUCUCGCAAUCGUCCACACCCAGACAUAUUUGCAGAUGCAGUCCAUACAUUUUCUGCAUCACAAGUUCACAGUGAAGCAGUUUUUUCUUGCGAUAAAAAUUGCGGACUUCCCGUCUGUGCCGCCCGAGCAAGGGGGUUUCUACAUCAUGAACAUGGAGAUCGAAGCGAUAUACAAACGCGAGAAAAAGCAGGAUCCGAAGCGGGGCGUGAUUGUGGAGCAUCCGAAGAAGCUGUUUCGCUCCCUGUACACGAAAAGCUUCGCCGCUUACGAAAAGUCGUCGCCGAUAAUCGAAGACGCCUGGGGCCUUGGAGUCGUUGGCGCGAGCCUCGCGGUGCCGUCGUUUGCUCAGGGUCCAGUGGCUGACCGCGUGCGCGGCGUGCUUGGGGACGCGAAACACAUCCGCGGCACGGCUAUUGACUACGUGCUUCCCUUCUUCCCCCUGCCCCAGGGCGGUGCGCUGGUGUUAGACGCUUCGAGCGGGGAUCAUAUGACCUUUCGGCUCCGAGAUGUAGCACAGGCCAAGCCACCGGCCGGCGAGGGGGUAAAGCGGCCGGCUAGCGCGGGGGCUGCCGGGAGACUGAAAAAGCACAAAUCGGGCGACAGCACUGCCUCAAGUGCCGGGAGCCCCGAUCUGCCGGCCUUCCACGUCGGGUUUGGUCCCGCCGUGUCUUCUUCCUCUCCCGCAUCGUCGCCAACAGAGCCCAUCACUGCGCCGCUGAUGGGUGGGGGGUCGUCAUCCUCUUCGAGCUCCUCGGCAGCCGCAUCACCUGCAUCGACUUCCUCCUCCUCAGCAUCAAGCUCAUCGUCCUCAGCUUCCUCCUCCUCGGCGCUGGCAAAUCCUGCGGCCGCAAAUGUUUUCGCGCUGGAGAAGCAGGAAGAGCCGCUCCGUGGUGGGAAAAAGAUGGCAAAGGCGAUGAAGGCAAGGCCGAAGAAGCUUCCGUCGUUGGAAAUAGACCCGAACGGGGACGAUGAAGAGCGCGGCCUCCAGGGAAGCAAGAGCGACAAUUUGCUGCACGAGGGCGGCGGCUUCAACAUUUUCGGAAAGAAGAACAGCGGAAAGGAGGUUUUGAUGGUGGACGAGGAGCAGCCACAGCCGGUUGGGGGACCUGUCCUGCAGCGUGACGACAAGGACAAAAAGUUUUUGAACAGCGAUAAUAUCUUGCGCAAAAAUUACUUAUAUACCUGGGUCCAGGUCAGUGUUAUGCUUGCAUUUGUCGCACUAGAAGCCAUUUUUCACACUAUGUAUGUUCUUCCAUAAUGUAGUUGUGGUUGUCCACGUGCACGUGAAGUAAAGUAACUAUGUGUUCCGAUGCACCAACAAGUAGUGCGAAGGGUUGUUUUAUUCCAAGCACAUCCUGGUGUCAUCUUCAACGUCCGUAUACGAGUAAUAGCGUUCGUUUCGUGCACGUGGACUUUUCCUCGUGCCGGACCAGGACCAGGCAUGAUUUUCGUGUAGAAGGUGCAUAUCGUACAAAAAGAGGAAUAAAUUGGAGCGACAUGGCGCGAACGAAGAAGCGGGGCAGUACGAAAGCAAGCCGGUCGUUGAUGUGGUGGAACAACAACAACAAGCAGAUGGAGCGAGAGAGGAGAAACAACAAGCCGAUGACGAGAAGGAGAAAGAACGGAAACUCGCAGAACAGCUAGCCAUCCUUGAAGCGAGGAAAGAACAGGUAGCCAUCCUCGAUAAAGAACUGGAAGCACUGUGGAUGGACUACGGGUAUCCCGGAAUGCUGCAAUCCUAGUGCUCUCAUGUAGCAGGUGCUGUUGAAAAACUGCAACGCUUCGUAGGAAAGCGAAAUAUCACACACUUGAUUUGUACUGCUGGUUGAAUUGAUCAUAAAUAUCCCACCUAUGUCCUUUUCGUCGAUCCGUGCUUAUGAACGAAAAUACUAAAAAAUCAGAAAUUUAUAUUUUUUGCAGGAGGUAGAAAAAUGUAGUGCAGUUUCCUAGCCCCUGAAAAGAUGAAUAGCGCAAUAUUUUUGCAAGUGCAGAAGCCGGUUUCCUUGCGCGCUUACAAUAUUUACGCGCGGUCGCGAGAAGUGCCCGACAACUCGACGGGUCCAAACCGCGUCCUACAGUACUGGCGACUGCUGAGCAACCUGCUUCCGGAGAAAGAAAGGAACGGAGACCGGAUUGGCGAACAAGGGCUUCCCGCACUAGCACCGGAGCCUUAUGCAUUGCAGAUAUGUCCUGUAGGGAACCAUGCAAACUUCUGAUGCACAUUUGAGAUCACGCACUCGCAAAAAUCUGUCAUGCAUGAACCGCAAAAGCGGCCUCGUAGCUGUAGCUCAAAGAUUUGUCAUGCGGACUAGGCAUUGGAAGGUCGACGUUUGAAUAAAAAUUGUGAUGCUAGGUCUUGCUUGCCAGACCUCCUGGGUCACCCUGAAACAGCAUGCGAAUCGUCAGUCAGUAGCAUUCCAGAAGCUCCGGACAGAUUUGCAAUUCAUAAUCCGCGAGCGCUGACAACAGACGAUACGGAAAAUCGGAUUCCCACGAAAGACGAGACGGAGCUGGUGGAUUUUUUGAACGGCCUGCUCUCGAUUGACCCCGUGAAGCGGGGGGCGUUUGUCGACAAAUGGCGGAAGGAAUUGGCGUAGAAGAAGAGCGGGCGAUGAGAAUCAGAAAGUCUAAGUUCCAGCCGAAGUACUUGGUGUAGUACUUACGCGAAAGUCGUACUCGGAACCGUCGGCAAGAGGAAAAACACUGCAGAAAAAAUGUGGAUGAAGAGGAAAAUCAAGAAAACCAAAAUUAAAAAUUUAUUCUUACGGAAGAUGAAGCUUGAUAGAAGUCAACACUUUACUAAUCCUGUCAAAUAGAUUUGGAUGUUUGUCAAGCGCUUUAAUUCCAAAAACCCUUGAUGAGAACAGGACAAGUACAUGUGGAGCGAGCGCAUGUUUGCUGUCGGGGUGCAGGUCCUAAGUGACGAACACCGUCGACCUCGAGUUUUCUCUUGAUUGACAACAGUGUGAUAAGAAGUAGAAACAGUAGAUGAAAUGGCUCGUAUUUCGCUGCUGCACCGAAGAAAAGAUCCGUGGUACCCGUCUGAUGGUGAAGCGAAA